AGAAAAAGGGGGCCUGUGACCAAAGACUCUUCUGCUACUCGGAGACAUCAGCUUUCUUUUACUUCCUCCUCGAUUGUGAUUUAGAGACACACUUACGGAUUGUUUUAGACCUAUUUUGUUCGUGUACCGUGAAAGAGUGGGGAUUGAUUUCGUCUGAAAGAUUCACACAAAGUACUUUUGACUUAGCCAAGUUUAAAGUUAUGGCACUAGUGAAAGAGGACUGCUGUGAGGAGUCGCAUAAGUAUAUGGGUUUUGCUCUGCACCAGGCUAAGCUUGCUCUAGAAGCUCUUGAAGUUCCCGUGGGAUGUGUCAUUCUUGAGGAGGGUAACAUCAUCGCUUCAGGGCGAAACCGAACUAAUGAGACACGCAAUGCCACAAGACAUGCAGAGAUGGAAGCAAUCGAUGAACUUAUUGGACAAUGGCAGAAAGAUAGGCUCUCACCUUCACAAGUCGCUGAGAAAUUCUCGAAGUGCGUUCUUUACGUAACAUGUGAACCUUGCAUAAUGUGUGCAUCUGCCUUAUCGUUUCUCGGUAUAAAGGAAGUGUAUUAUGGAUGCGGAAAUGAUAAAUUUGGGGGUUGUGGUUCCAUAUUGUCACUUCACAUAGGGAGUUCUCAGGCUGAACAAGGUCAAGGAGGAAAAGGGUACAAGUGCAGAGGAGGAAUAAUGGCAGACGAAGCUGUCUCUCUUUUCAAAUGUUUCUACGAGCAAGGCAAUCCCAACGCCCCAAAGCCACACCGUCCUGUAGUUCAAAGAGAGAUGGGUUAGAGGCGAACAUGUUGCGAAAAUUGGUGUUUUUAAUUAGGAUAUGAAGAAGUUGAGGUAGAGUUUGUCGAAUAAUGAUUCUACAUAUGGAACGUUAUCAGUUAGUUAUAUCCAAUACAUAUGUAUAACCUCUUAAGUUGGAUAUUUCAAUUUUGAGCUACUUAAGGAAUUAGCUGCUGUUUGUAACUUUUUUCUUGUGUUGGUAGAUAAUUAGACAUGACCAUCAUGAGAAGUAGAAAAGGUGAACUCUGUUUUCUAUCCAUAAACACUCUAACAGACUUGUUCUUUUA
Molecule: messenger RNA, 1054 nt
Organism: Brassica rapa (field mustard)
Lineage: Eukaryota; Viridiplantae; Streptophyta; Magnoliopsida; Brassicales; Brassicaceae
Product: tRNA-specific adenosine deaminase TAD2
Biological process (GO): tRNA wobble adenosine to inosine editing
Molecular function (GO): tRNA-specific adenosine-34 deaminase activity; zinc ion binding
Source: RefSeq, a predicted model, not a curated record